AUGCCGCGCUCCAGCUAUGACGACGACAGCGAGUAUCGCAGGGAACACGGCUCGCGCCGCAAUCGCUCCCCCGACUAUCACUCCGGCGCGGGCGGUGGUCCCGCCGCGGGCUUUGGCGACCCUGGCCGGCCCUUUCGCGACGACGCGCCCUUUGAGCGCGAGGAGAUGACGCUCGCGCCUCCUGCCCGCGACUACGGCCGCGCCAACUCGGUGCCGCCCAGCAAUGCGCUCGCCUACCGCAACGGCUCCGAGUCGCCCUACGAGCGUUCCCGCGGCGGUCACAGCCGGCGCUCGCGCUCGCGCUCCGACUACGACGACGACGAUGGCGAGUCGCGCCGGGAUCGCCGUCGCGGCUCCCCGAGCCCCAUGAGACGCGCGCGCCACGCCGUGGAGGAGAACUUUAGCAACUCGUCGACGGGCAUCGGCGCGGGCAUCCUCGGUGCGGUGGUCGGUGGUUUCGCGGCGAACAAGGCGGCGGAUGCGGCGUACAACCGCAACGGAAAGGGCGGCCGCGGCCGCCGCCACAGCGAUGAGAACGCGGUGCCCAAGGCCGUUUCGACGCUGCUGGGUGCCGUUGCGGGCGGUUUGGGUGCCAAUGCGUUUGCGCACCAUGUCGAGGGAGAGCGAGAGAAGAGGCGCGAGCGCGAGCACCCGCACAGAGGCCGAGACGAUGAUAGCGACUAUGGUAGCCGACGCUCUGGCUCGCGACGCGGCGAUGAUUAUGACGACUAUGACGACCGCCGACGUGACGACUACAGAAGGUACUGA
Molecule: messenger RNA, 768 nt
Organism: Akanthomyces muscarius
Lineage: Eukaryota; Fungi; Ascomycota; Sordariomycetes; Hypocreales; Cordycipitaceae
Exons: 2
Coding region: 1-768 (255 amino acids)
Source: RefSeq, a predicted model, not a curated record